CUGUCACUGUGAAUGGGGAGGGAGGUGUGCUUGCCCCUGCUCCAAAUCAGCCUGUGCUCUGGGAAAGAGCACAGACCACUCAGACAGGUCUGACGAAAGCUAUUCAUGAUUCCCCAGAAACCCCAUAUGCAUACCUGUGAAAUUGACACACAACUUCAGGGGGUCUCAUGGAUCUCCAUUGAAGGCCAUCUGUGGAUCCUGAUCUAGAAACACAGAGUACUUCCAACAGCAACUCUCAGCCACCUCCUUCCUGUUUGACGACAGCGUCGCCAAGUCCCUCCAAACCCCGCACGGCAGAGCUGGUCCUACAGCGAAUGCAGCAGUUCAAGAGAGCAGACCCCGAGCGUUUGAAACAUGUUUUGGAAGAGUGCUCCUUUGAAUUGGCAUCAGAAGAAAAUGUCCCAAAGGGCCCUCAAGAGGAGACAGUGUCAGGGAACGGUAUGAUGGAACACGGGUCUGGGCUCCCUGCCACAGAGAGCGAUGCUGCCGUGGCCUUGGCGCUGCAGCAGGAGUUUGCACGGGGAGGAGCGGCUGCGCACGACGACAGCCUGGAGGAAAAGGGGUUGUUCUUCUGCCAGAUCUGUCAAAAGGACCUCUCAGCCAUGAACGUGGCACGGAGGGAGCAGCACGUGAACAGGUGCUUGGAUGAAGCUGAAAAGGCACCGAGACCAUCCAUGCCUCAGAUCCCCGAAUGCCCGAUUUGUGGCAAACCGUUUCUCACCUUAAAGAGCAGAAUCAGUCACUUGAAACAGUGUGCAGUGAAGAUGGAGGUCGGCCCCCAACUCCUGCUGCAGGCCGUGCGGCUGCAGACAGCUCGGCCCGAGGGGGGCGGCAGCCCACCAGCAUCUAGCUCCAGCAGUCACGUUGGGGGUGUGAAACGGAAAGGAGCCACCAACAAGAAGGAGCCACAGAAGAGACAGAAAGUUGACGAGGCGCCGUGCGAGGAUCUGCUGGUGGCCAUGGCUCUGUCCCGAUCUGAGAUGGAGCAGUGUCCGGCUGUGCCAGCGCUCAAACUAGAAAGUGCUUUCUCCGCGAGGAUACGGCCAGGAGCAGAGAAGAAAAGUCGCAAGAAGAAAACCCUGGUUUCGCCCCCGAGGUUGUUGGUCCAGGACUCGGAGACCACAGGCAGGCAGAUACAGGAGCGAGUGGCCCUGCUGCUUUCCGAGGAAGCAGAAUUGUCCAGCACGCCACGGCUUCCCCCCAGCAGGGUUUUAAAGGAAGAGUUGGAAAAGGCCAGCUGGUGUCUGCCACCACCUGAGGGGAAGCAGAACUUUCUGUGGGAGGGCAGCGCCCUGACCGGAUCCUGGGCCAUGGAGUCCUUCUACACGGCCAGCUUGGUCCCGCCCCUCGUGCCCCAGCAGCCUGCCUCGGGCCUCACGCAGAAGCCCGUGGUGCCACUGGUGCCCCCUGAGCAGUCAGAGCCGGGCGUGGGAAGACCACCUGCUCUCCACAGCACCCCCUCUGUGGGCUGCAGCCCUGGAGACCCAUCACCAUCGGCCAGCCAGAGGGAGCACCAGGCCCUGCAGGACCUGGUGGACCUGGCAAGGGAGGGGCUGAGCGCCAGCCCAUUGCCUGGCAGUGGGCACCUGGCUGUCUUGGGAGGGACCACAGGGUUGGACUUGGUGCCCAGUGACCUUCCACUGACCGGGUUUGUCCUGCCACCCGAGGAGAAGCACCUAGAGAGGGAAGAGAGCCACGCUUCGCUCUCCCUCGGGUUGCUGGUUGCUGACUUUGGCGCCAUGGUCAACAACCCACACCUGAGUGAUGUCCAGUUCCAGACGGACAGCGGGGAGGUGCUUCACGCUCACAAGUUUGUGCUCUAUGCCCGAUGUCCGCUUCUCAGCCAGUAUGUGAACAAUGAAGGUUUCUCUGCUGUAGAAGAAGGGGUUCUGACCCAGCGUGUCCUGCUGAGUGACAUGAGCACAGAGGCCGCCCUUGCGUUCCUGCACUAUCUCUACACUGCGGACACUGGCCUUCCUCCCCACCUGGCCCCUGAGCUGAGCUCCCUGGCCCUCAGGUUUGGCAUGAGUGAGCUUGCUCUCCUGUGCGAGCAAGUGCCCCUCAGGACGGAUUCAGAGGGCGCACAGUGGGAGGAGAAGGAAGAAAAGAAUUGUGAAAGCAGAGCAGAGAACUUCCAAGAACUCUUGAGGUCAGUGUGGGUAGAUGAAGAGGAGGAAGCAGAGACUUUGUUGAAAUCCAAGGGCCACAAAGACGACAGAGAAAAGGUGAAUGAGGCAGAAAUGGAAGAAAUUUAUGAAUUUGCAGCUACUCAGCGAAAGCUGCUCCAGGGGGCAAGAAUACCAGACGUUGACGAGGACACUGACCACCACGAGGACAGUCCAGUCUCUGGGCAUAUCCUAGCAUGUGUCCAGGUCAAUGAACGGUUGGAAAAAGCAGAGAACAUGGAGUCCUCUGAGCCAGGAAGAGAGGAGGCCCCAACCAACUGGGAAAACGUGCGGCCCCUCCAGAGGCAGCCUUCAGACAGGGAGGGGGGCACAGAGACCCACGAGCAAGAUGCACCCAUGGAGGCCGGGGGUCACUCCGGCUCCUACAGCCCUCCUGGGGGCUGUCCCCUUCCGCACGUGGAGGAUGCCCACGAUGACGAGCAGCUCUUUGCGUCAACUCCAGGAGAAUUCUCUGAGCUGUCCCGGAUAACAAGCGAUCCUGAGGAACAGGGUGGCGCCGUCAGGGAGAGGGGCAGGGAGAUCCCUGCUCCCCAGCAGGUGCCCCCGGCUCACCCGUGCUGCUUCCUGUCCCAGCCGCCCCGGGGCGGGAGUUCCAGCCGGUCCCAUCUUCACCUUCAUCACACAAGCGGGUGGUCCCCAUCAACACCCCAAUCGCACAGUGGUGUCUCCCAUGUGGCCUCCCCCAAGUCACCGUCUCCAGCUGUGCUAUCAAAGCAGAAAAGGGACAGCAGUGUCCUUACGCUAUUUAAAGAGCCAGGCCACCAGAAAGGCAAAGAAUGUAGUUCCAUGCUGGAACGCAAAAAUAAGGGGGUCCUGAUAUCCCCAGAAAAAUCUCUGUCCAUUGACCUAACCCAAACGAAACCUGACCGUUUGAGUCCCAGAUCUCAGAAUUCUGCAUCCAACGUGAGCAAAGAAGAUGACAUUAUCCUUUUGUUGGAUUCAGAUGAAGAGAUGGAGCUAGAACAAACCAAAAUAAAGUCAGUUUCUAGUGAUCCCCAAGAAGAAAAGAAAGUUCUAGACAUCAGCCCCAAGUCCUCUGAGCUGUUUUCUGUCAUUGAUGUUGAUGCUGAUCAGGAACGUUCCCAAAGCCCGCCAGGAAGAGAAGCCGAGCCGCAGCAGGAGGCGGCGAAGCGGGGCCCCAUGAGCAUCAGAGGGACCCCCUGGCUGUUCGGUGACCGAGAGAGCAGCCCCGACGAGGACAGCACCACGGACUCCUCGUGGCUGGUGCCUGCCACCCCACUGGCCAGCAGAAGCCGUGACCGUUCAUCCCAGACCCAGAUCACCAGCCUCAGGGCCAGGACGUCAGGGGACGAGGCGACUCUGCACGUGCCUGCGGCCUCGUUAGGAAAUAGGGAAGGGAAGGAGGCGGCACAGGCGCUGUCAGUGAUCGUGCCCCAGACACUGUCCUCAUGCCGCGUCCCCAGCACUCCAGGAACGUCUCACAGCAGAAGGCAGGUCCACAGAAGCCCCUCCCGUGCCCACCCCGGGCACUGCAAGCUCUCCUCUCCGCUGGCCGCCCGGCCCACCUCAGGAGGCCACGUGCGUCUCUCCGGGCAGUUCCCGAGACGCUCGCCAGGGCCGAGCCUGCUGAGGACGGCCACCGUGAGCGAAGUGGUGGAGGUUAAGGACAGUGAGGAUGAGCAGGAGGUGGCCUCCCACCAGGCUCACAGCAGCCCCCUGCUGGACAGCGACCCCCCAGUUCCUCUUGAUGACUGCUGCUGGCAAGUUGAGCCCCUCUCACCGAUUCCAAUCGACCGCUUGAACCUCGAGCAGACUGGCCCCCUGAGCACCAGCAGUCCCAACAGCAGGGUGAGGGAGGCCCUGGACGGCAGUGACGGCCACUCCCCGGGGCUCCUGGGUUCCACCCCUAUCCGAGGAAGCUGUGCUGCCCAAAGAAAACCUCCGGAGAAAUCCUCAUGGGCCGGCUCCCCAGGCAGCAGCAGGCUGAGCUUUUUGAAUUCAGCUCUGUGGGACGACUGGGAUGAGGAAGAGCAGAAGUCUCCAGAGGCUCUUCCUGUGUCCGAGCCACUGAGCCCUGGUCCAGCCCAGAGGCCUGAAGAGUCAGAGACACCCAAAGGUGCUAAUCAGAAGAAGAACUUGCCCCCAAAAGUGCCCAUAACUCCCAUGCCCAGGUAUUCCAUCAUGGAGACCCCGGUGCUGAAGAAAGAACUGGACAGGUUUGGAGUCCGCCCUCUGCCCAAACGCCAGAUGGUUCUGAAACUGAAGGAGAUAUUCCAGUAUACUCACCAGACCCUGGAGUCCGACUCUGAGGAUGAGAUCCCGUCCUCACAGGUGCCACGACGAGAGGCGCCUCCCAGCCAGACCCACACCUCUGACACCCACAAGCCUUCAAGGACAGGAGCCCAAGCCCAGCAGGAGGCCACUGUGGGACCCGUGCCGCAAAGGUCCAAGGGACCUGCUAAGACCAAGGGCCCCCGACGGCGAAAGCAGCAGCCCAGUGGGAGCGUCCCACCCCUGAGCACGUCACCAGCCAAGGAGGCUCCUCCAGGCCCUGGUGGCAACACCCAGCUCCCAGCCUCCCAGGAAUCUGUGGCCACCUCUGUGGACGGCAGUGACAGCUCCUUCAGCUCCCAAAGUUCUUCCUCCUGUGAGUUUGGUGCGGCCUUCGAGUGUGCAGGUGAAGACGAGGAGGGCGAGGAGGGAGUGAGCGCGUCGCAGGCGGCCAGCCGGGCAGCAGACACGGAGGAGGCAGUGAGACGCUACAUCCGCUCCCAGCCGGCCCUGUACCGGAAGGUGCUGCUGUACCAGCCCUUCGAGCUGGGGGAGCUGCAGGCAGAGCUGAAGCAGAACGGCAUCCGCGUGGCCACGGGCAAGCUGCUGGACUUCCUGGACGCGCACUGCAUCACCUUCACCACUGCCGCAGCCCGCAAGGAGAAGCUCCAGGGGAAGAGGCGGCAUCCCGUGGGCAGGAAGAAAGGGCAGCGGAAUUGACAGGGCGAUCCCCACCACCCCCGGCUCUCGGCAGCCAGUGGGGUCUGUGCCCUGCAUCAGCCCCCAUGGGCCACCUGCAGGGAGGACCUGGGACACCGGUGCAGGUCGGGCCUCCACAGGCACUUCUGGGCCUCUGGGUCCUGUCAGCUCCUCACCUGUGAGAGUGACGACACACUGACCCGGGUCUCCUCUUCUGGGCUCCACUCUGGAGUGGCUGGGAGAGUGUCGCCGCUGGAUUUCGGGCCCCCAGCCCCAUCCCUCUCUCGGUGCCCACAGCAUGUCUCCCUUUAACCCAGUAGGGCCCCAUGUGUUCUGGGGGUCAGUGGGCUGCCGCCAGGCCAGGGCAAAACCUGACUGCCGCAUCUGCAUCCACUAGUCCCAGGCGCGACUGCCCCAUGGGUCUGUGUCCCGAGGUGGAUGUCAGGUGGCCUGGCGGCAUGGGCUCGUCUUCCUUCUCAGCAUUCAGACCAGUCCCAGCGAGCACCAGCAGACCAAGUGUCCACAGGCUCUCUGUACUGCCACGCCCCAGCCGCAGUUCUCCUGGCCCAGCUGUGUCUCCUGCUGAGACGCUUGUCAUUGUCACCAGCAGUCUCUA
Molecule: messenger RNA, 5733 nt
Organism: Microcebus murinus (gray mouse lemur)
Lineage: Eukaryota; Metazoa; Chordata; Mammalia; Primates; Cheirogaleidae
Source: RefSeq, a predicted model, not a curated record